Molecule: messenger RNA, 1921 nt
Organism: Trichogramma pretiosum
Lineage: Eukaryota; Metazoa; Arthropoda; Insecta; Hymenoptera; Trichogrammatidae
Product: gastrula zinc finger protein XlCGF57.1-like
Exons: 3
Coding region: 59-1549 (496 amino acids)
Biological process (GO): regulation of transcription by RNA polymerase II
Molecular function (GO): DNA-binding transcription factor activity; RNA polymerase II cis-regulatory region sequence-specific DNA binding
Source: RefSeq, a predicted model, not a curated record
UCGAUGAGUAACAUCAUUACAGAACAAUUAGUCGUUGAUCAAGUUCCGAGUGAUAAACAUGGACUUCAGUGAUGUAUAUAACUCUGAUGUCAGAGUGAAGGAGGAACCAAAUAAUGUUUCCCCAAUUGAAAAUGAAGAUUAUAUGAUAAUUGACAAUGCAGGCAAUGCUAAAACCGACGAAUUCUCGAGUUUUUGUCGAGAAAAUUUAAUUCAUGGACUUAAAGAAUAUGAUGAAAAUUCUGGACCUAAUGACAAUUUGGAAAUAGAAUUCGAAUGUAAGGACCAGAAGCUCGGCAUUGACUUAUUAGUAGUUAAGAAAAUCGAGGACGAUUAUCCAGAUCAUUUGCAGUAUAUGAAAAAUAGUUGCGAUUAUCAGACUCAAAAGAAAAUUAAAGAAGAAAUCGUCGACGAAGUAAAAGAGGAAUUGAAUUCGGAUGGUGAACUCAAUGAUGCAUUUGAUGCAAAUGAAAAAACAUUUGCUCAAAAAAGUCUAUGCAAAACCCAAACUGAUGGGGCAAGCAAUCGUACCAAAUAUCCAUGUAAUGUAUGCGGUAAAAAAUUUUCACGAAAAGGUAAUCUCAAGAUUCACAUCGAUUCAGUUCAUAGUGACGUCAAGCAUACGUGUGAUACGUGUGGAAAGACAUUCACACAAAAAGGACAUCUCAAAAUUCACAUCAAUGCGAUGCAUAAUGGUAUGGCACCUACUUGCGAAAUAUGCGGAAAGAAAUUGCAAACGAAGACUAAACUCAAGAUUCACAUCGAUUCAGUACAUAAUGGUAUUAAACAUGAGUGUGGUAUAUGUGGAAAGACAUACGCACAAAAAGGUCAUCUCAAAUUUCACAUCAAUGCGAUGCAUAAUGGUAUGGCACCAACAUGCGAAGUGUGCGGAAAGAAAUUCCUAACCGAGAGUUCACUCAAGCUUCAUAUCGAUGCACACAAUGGUGUUAAACAUCCAUGUAAUAUAUGUGGUCAAAAAUUUUCACAAAAAUGUUAUCUCAAAAUUCACAUCGAUGCGAUGCAUAAUGGUGUGGCACCUACUUGCGAAAUGUGCGGAAAGAAAUUCUCAACUAAGACUAAACUCAAACGCCACAUGGAUGCAGUGCAUAAUAAGAUAACUCACGCGUGUGGUACGUGUGGAAAGACAUUCACACUCAAAUGUACUCUCAAAAUCCACAUCGAUGCGAUGCAUAAUGGUAUGGCACCUACUUGCGAAAUAUGUAGUAAUACAUUUGCACAUAAGAGUAGUCUCAAACUCCACAUGGAUGCAGUGCAUAAUAAGAUAACUCACGCAUGUGAUACAUGUAGCAAAAUAUUUACGCUGAAAGAUAAUCUUAAGAAACACAUCGAUGCGGCGCAUAAAGGUAUGGCACCUACUUGCGAAGUGUGCGGAAAGACAUUCUCACUAAAGGGUAAUCUUAAAAAACACAUGAAUUUGAUGCAUAAUAAGACCACUUAUUGUAAUACUUGCGGCAAGAUAUUUUCACAAAAGGAUCGUCUUAUAAUUCACAUUAGAACACAGCAUGGAGAUAUUGAUCAUGCAAGUGUUUAAUGCGGAAAAAAAUUUACACAUAGGAGAUAUCUACAUAUGCACGUCAAAUGUACGCAUGAUGUCAAUACCCAAGCACGAGAUCAAUGCAAAAGAUCUUAAAACGUACCUAUCAAUACCGCGCAAAAUGAUUAAACAUCGAGUCAAAUGAGUGGUUAUAAAACUGUCAUUGAGAUAGCUCAUCACUCACGCAUUACCACCCAAUAAUAAAUGUAUUGUACAUUGUACAUUGAAUGUACAUUGAAAUUUUGUAAAAAACAAUUACUAUUAUAUUUUGGAUCACUUCUAUGUUUUCCAUCUGACUGCUUAACCCGUUUCGGACCGAACGGACGAAAUUUUAAUUAUUUUUUCACUCGCUGUAAACUCUGUGAAAAA